AUGCCUUGCAUUUUCUGCGACCCGCUGCCAAUUCCACUCCCUCCAGAGAGCGACGGUGAUGGCGACGGCGACGCGGAGGCGAUCGACGGCGCGCAAGUUUCGAAGAGCACAGCCUGGAGCGCGGCGGCCUUUCUCGCGCAACUCCGCCAAGGCGUUGUGCGCUGCCUCCCUCCGGCUAAAUCUACCUGCCAUGUCGCGUGCGGCGGCGCAGACGACGGCGCGCCGGCCGACGAGAGCGGCGAGGCCCCCGCGGCGGUCUGCGCUGCGGCUGCGGCGGGGGACGAUGCUGCGGUCAGGGAGUGGCUCGACUCUGGCGGGCGGGUCGAGGCGGUGGUGAAGUGGGACGGGCCGAGUGGCGGCGCAGUGCGGCUCAAGGAGGCGAGGCGAGGCAAGGGAGGCGCAUGGGGCGGCACGUGGGGCGGCAAGGGCGGCGAGUCGCCGGCGGAGCGGCGGGCGAUGAAGGCUCUGCUGGGGCGGGACCCGAGGCGCGACGAGAGGGAGGAGCAGUCGCGGCGAGAGUGGCUGGAGUACUACCUGCAGUGCGGGCAGCUCGACGAGGCCCACGAGCUGACCGUGACAGGCGAGGAGGAGGAGCGUGUGGCGGAGGCGAGGAGGCAGUUGCCAGGCGAGGCGGAGGUGAGGCUGCGCGGCGAUGCGCUGCUGGCGGAGCUCGAGGCGGAGGCGGAGGCGAGGGCGAGGGCUGCGGGGACCGGCGCGGGCGGGAGGGGGAGGGGGAAGAAGAAGAGGAAGGGGGGCGGGCAGGCGGGCGGGCAGGUGGCAUCGCAGCGCGAGGAGAGGGCGGAGGCGGCGGGCGCGGAGGCGGCGGCGGAGGAGGAGAUGGGGGAGGCGACGGCGGCGGCGACUGCGGCGGCGGCGGCGGCGGCGGCGGCGGCGGCGGCGGCGGCGGCGAGGCUGGAGGAGGAGGAGAGGGAGGAGGAGGAGAAGAGGCUGGAGCUCGAGGCGAGGCGGGGUGCGGCGGAGGCGGCUCGGGCGGCGCAGGCGGCGGAGGCGGCGGAGGCGGCGGAGGCGGC
Messenger RNA from Emiliania huxleyi CCMP1516, 1031 nucleotides. RefSeq lists its product as hypothetical. The annotation marks the transcript as partial. The record is from RefSeq and is a predicted model, not a curated record. NCBI's taxonomy places the organism in Eukaryota, Haptophyta, Isochrysidales, Noelaerhabdaceae. The transcript is spliced from 7 exons.